Rubroshorea leprosula is the source of this 1230-nucleotide messenger RNA. The record is from the annotation of a GenBank genome assembly. Lineage: Eukaryota; Viridiplantae; Streptophyta; Magnoliopsida; Malvales; Dipterocarpaceae.
GGAAAUUGGGAGAAGAAGAGAAUUUAUUAUGAUUGCAAGGGAGUGUACAAGAGCAUGAGUACAAAGCCCCUUUCUACACUCACUCACCUAGCAGCUCACUCUCUAUGGCCUACCCUUCUUCUAUUAGCCCUCCCUAUUUAUAGAAGAGGUCUGGCCCAAGUCCCUCUGCAAAUGAGGUCUCUAGAACACUCCACAAAUUUCCCUCAAAUUUACAAUUUCCAGAAGCUUCUCCACUCUCUCUCCUAACCUAAGCCUACAUUAUUCUAGAACCUCCUAUUCUAGAAUUAUGUACAAGGCCCUAGGAGUUUCCCAGGUUGGGCUUGGCCCAUUAAACCCAUACAGACCCCUGUUUGGAACCAUCUCUGCGCACCCAGUACCUUCUAGAAUUUUCUGGGCCGCUCCUGCACGCUCCAGCGUGUCUCAACUGUGACCCCUUGCCACGAUCUUGGCAUGGAUGCUGCCAACUCAUGCUGUGCCCGCCUCUUGGGUGUUCCAUGUCGAGCUCGUGCCCAUGUCAGUGCUCGUGCUCGCGCGCACGUGUGCCUCGAGCCAUACCGCACCCAUGCGUGCCAGUGCCUCGACCUAGCUUGCCUGUGCGUGCCCCCAUGUCUCGAGCCAAGACACUCCCACGCGCACACGCACGUCGCCCCCGAUUGCUCACGCACAUUCUCACGCGUCCUGUCCGCAACUUCACGCCACAGCCCCAGUAUCGACGCCUCCGUUGGCAAGGCCCCUUGCGUCUUGCACGAUCCACCUUGCGCCUCAGCCCUCAUAUGCAUUAGUGUCGUAAUCGCAACCUCGUGUCGCGACACCGACACCCACGUCCCACAUGCCUGCAUCCACACUUUCGAUCGCGCUUCCGCUUGUGCCCGUGCUCAUGCACGCGCCUGCCCUCAUGUCCGCGCUCGCACUUCACGACGCUACAUGGCAUGUCCCCUGGACGCUGCACACACCCUCUAUGUGCCUGUGGCUGCAGCUCCGUGCCAUAAUGCCCUCGGCUUCGGCCCCCGAACUCGCGUGCCAUGACAAACUGCUCUUAUUAUACAUAACAAUUCAUACCCUCUUUUCUCAUCUAUAUACAAAUUACAAACCCAGUAAGGUAGAGUUUUCUCCAAUUUCCCUCAAUUAUUGGGAUCCCAACAGCUCAAGUACAUGACUGUCCUCAGAGACUCUUCAGAUUGCUUUGCUUUCUCUUCUCUCAAUUGAUUCCGAACAGCAGCAGAAGACUGA